Molecule: messenger RNA, 709 nt
Organism: Lepus europaeus (European hare)
Lineage: Eukaryota; Metazoa; Chordata; Mammalia; Lagomorpha; Leporidae
Product: protein OSCP1-like
Exons: 1
Coding region: 1-684 (227 amino acids)
Biological process (GO): transport
Cellular component (GO): plasma membrane; cytoplasm
Source: RefSeq, a predicted model, not a curated record
AUGAGAUUCAGGCUGAUCCGUCAGACGCUCCUCAUCUUCUUCCAAGACCUGCACGUCCGGGUGUCCAUAUUUCUGAAGGACAAAGUUCAGAACUCGAAUGGCCGCUUCGUGUUGCCAGUGUCCAGGCCUGUUCCCUGGGGGACUGAAGUUCCUGGACUCAUCAGAAUGUUCAACCACAAAGGUGAAGAAGUGAAGAAGAUAAAGUUCAAGCAUGGUGGAAACUAUGUCACUGCAACCAAAGAAGGUUCCUUUGAACUUUAUGGAGACCGAGUCCUGAAACUAGGAACUGACAUGUACAGCCUGAAUCGGCCCGUGGACACCCAGACGUCUGGAGCAUCAAAGAACUCCGCCUCGCGAGCACAGGAGAACAUCGCUCCAGAUCCGCUUGCUAAAGAAGAGCUGAAUUUCCUGGCCAGGCUGAUGGGAGGGAUGGGGAUUAAGAACCCCAGUGGCCCCGAGCCAGGAUUCCGAUUGAAUCUGUUUACCACCGAUGAAGAAGAGGAACAGGCAGCCCUAACCAAGCCAGAAGAGUUAGACAACAAAGUCAUCAACAUACAAGCUACGCAGGACCAGCAACGGAGCGAGGAGCUGGCCAGGAUCCUGGGGGAGCUGGAGGUCACUGACCAGCCGAGGUGGAGCACCAGCAAGGGGGACGACCUGCUGGCGAUGAUGGAUGAGUUGUAGCUGCGCCGACCCGGCACGCCCCUCU